Molecule: messenger RNA, 2032 nt
Organism: Pelmatolapia mariae (spotted tilapia)
Lineage: Eukaryota; Metazoa; Chordata; Actinopteri; Cichliformes; Cichlidae
Product: T-cell surface antigen CD2-like
Exons: 9
Coding region: 27-1004 (325 amino acids)
Cellular component (GO): cell-cell junction
Source: RefSeq, a predicted model, not a curated record
GCGACUGUUCUUUGUAGCUGAAUGUAAUGAAGAAGAUGCCUUCUGCUGCCACCAUCGUUGUGUUUUUGCUCUCCUUCUUCUCCAUCGUCUCCACAGGCUCUCAGGAUGAUUGUGUGUACGCUGCAACAGGCUCAAGCUUUACUGUGUCACUUAGAUAUGAAUUAAAGGAAUCAGAGAGCCUGAGAUGGCGCAAGGACACAAGGGUAAUCUUUUAUCGCAGACAGAAACAGGUGAUCGAAGGGAAAAAUUAUGAGGUUGAUUCAGCUGGAUCACUAAAGUUGACACAACUGGCCAAAGACAAGUCAGGACGAUACACCCCAGAGGUUAUCAAUGAAGAUGGACUAAAUGUGGGGGGAAAUUUACCAAGUGUGCGUUUAUGUGUAUUAGACCGGGUGCAGAAGCCCACCGUAAUGAUGACAUGUACAGAUAAUGGACGUGUCAAUUUUACUUGCAGUGUUGGUCACAAUGAGACGAUCACAUGGUUUAUGGGUGGUGAAAUGUUGGAAGAAAAAGGGAAGACGCUGACCAGAGUAGCCAAAGAUGUGCUAAAUGCUAAUUUCUCUUGCAAUGUUUCCAACCCCGUCAGCUCUGAGAUCAGUCCGCCUGUUCAACAAAACUGCUAUAAGCCUGUGCAGAAACCCCACGUGACGGUGAACUGUACGGGCGAGUCCGAAGUUACAUUUACGUGCUCUGUUAGUCAGAAAGACAAUAAUCUGGAAUUUAAAUGGUUUAACGAGUAUAACAAGCCACAGGGAUCAGGGGAGACACUUACAAGGAAAACCGUCGAUGUGGUAAACACCAACUUCUUUUGCAAUGUUUCAAACUCCAUCAGCUCUGAGAUCAGUGACCCUGCUGUACAAAAGUGCUCAAAACCCUCUUUUCCUAAUGAAUUAUUUGGAAUUAGCAUCUGGGUUUUCAUAGGAGGCGGAGCAGGUCUUCUUAUUUUGGUGAUCGUCACUGCCACCGUUUGUUGCGUCCGGGCCAGACGAAAAAGACGCAUAUGAUAAACAGUAAAUAUGGCAGGUCAGAAAACUUUGUUUGCAGUGGACGAAUCAAGAACAGCAACAGCAUCACCUUCAGCAGAACCACUUGACAAAACCACUAUAAACAACAGCAUGUUCAGCAGAGUCCCAGAGCCAUACUUCUGUGCAGCCUGUGGUCUGAAGACAGACAACAGGAAACAGGAUAUGAUAUAAACACCAUUCAAUCUGAGUGCUGAGGUGACGUGAUGUUUGCAGGACGCCCACAGAGUUUCAUUUUGAUGUUUGUCAGGUUCAUUAUGAAUGUACAAAGAAAAUUAUAGAUUACAGGAAUUUAACCCUAAAUGGGUGGGUAAUUUAACGAUCAUUCAGUGAUUAGAUCAGAAAUGCAAACCUUAUUAUGAUUGUCAGUGAUAUGUAAAACUAAUGUAUUGUAUUACAACAUCUCCUGAUUUGUAAUUUUGUAAGCAGACCUUCACAAAGAAAUAUUGUUUAUGCUAUAUGUGUUAAUGCUUUUGUUUAGGUCUUUCAUUUUGGAGGAAAUAAGCUUCAGUCUUUUUUGCUUGGCAGGUUCGUGCUGUAUAUUGUUAAUGAGAGCGACAAUUCAGGAUUUUAUUAGUAUCUGUUGUGCAUUUGUCUUUGUUCUGAUUUGGAGAUUUUCAGGAUGUUUGAACCACAUGCUGGACAAGGAAUUAACCAUGAAAUUAAAGCUAAAUGAUAAAAAUAUUUUUUUCUCAAAGAAAAAAACUUGAUUCCCUCCCUGGGAUGAUGGGCGUGGUGCAGCUAAAAGGAUCUCUAAAGAUAACAAGUCUGAGGAAAAAAUACUUGAUUAAACUACAUCAUUGUGGUUUUCAGUGAAUACAGAGCUGUAGGAAAGAAUUAAGAAUUAAAAAUUAAGAACAGAAGUGUGUGUUUUGGUUAAACUAAGAGCAGAAUAGAUUUAUUGUGGUCAUGUGAAUACGAAUAUUUCUCUUAAAAUCCCUCUUUAUGCCUCACCAAAAAUAAAAGUAAUAAGUCUAUUCACUUGGACACUUUUCACCAUAUUAACUUAU